GUCGAUAGCGUUCGUCGUCAACUCCGUUUCGACAUGGCGCCGAAUAGGAGCUGGAACCAGCAGCAAUCGGCCCAUUCCCAGGCGCUCACCGCCUUCUUCCAGGCCAACAGCCGCGUCAAAGAUUACCAGGCACACUCGUCGAAAGUUCACUCCGUCAACUGGAGUUGCGAUGGCCGCCGCCUGGCCUGCGGCAGCUUUGACAAGACCGUCAGCAUCUUCGUCUUGGACAAGGAUCGCAUGGCGAAGGACCACGUCUUCAAAGGUCACGGAGACAGCGUCGACCAACUGUGCUGGCACCCUUCGAACCCGGACCACUUGGCAACGGCAAGCUUGGACAAAACUGUCCGGUUGUGGGAUGCACGGACACAAAAGUCGAUAGCCGUGGUUGGCACUAAAGGCGAGAACAUCAACAUCUGCUGGGCACCCGAUGGGCAGACAAUUGCUGUCGGAAACAAGGAAGACUUGGUGUCCUUCAUUGACGUCCGAUCUCACAAGGUCCGCACGGACCAGCAGUUCAAGUUUGAGGUCAACGAGAUCUCUUGGAACAACACCAACACACACUUCUUCCUCACCAGUGGCCAGGGUUGCAUCCACAUUCUCAGCUACCCUGACCUACAGCUGCAAACGGUACUCAAUGCUCAUCCGGCCAACUGCAUCUGCAUCGAGUUUGAUCCGACGGGCAAGUACUUUGCCACGGGCAGCGUGGAUGCCCUGGUCAGUCUUUGGGACGUCCAAGAGUUGGCCUGCCUCCGGACGUUCUCUCGGUUGGAGUGGCCAGUGCGAACCAUCAGCUUCAGCUACGAUGGCAAAAUGUUGGCAUCUGCAUCGGAAGAUCUGCUUAUUGACAUUGCCGACGUGGAAACUGGGGAAAAGAUCUUUGAAGUACCCUGCGAGUCGCCCACCUUCACCAUAGCAUGGCACCCAAAGCGCCACCUGCUGGCAUUCGCCUGCGACGAUAAGGGGGAGCGCGAUCAAGACGCAGGAACGGUGAAGCUCUUUGGCCUGCCCAGUUCGUCGUGAGCGAUUAUCAGCGAUGUGUCACUCGGUACGUCAUUUGUAAAUAAAUAAAAAAACAUUCACAUUCACACAAAGCAA
Messenger RNA from Rhipicephalus microplus (southern cattle tick), 1095 nucleotides. RefSeq names its product THO complex 3 homolog tex (gene tex). Gene Ontology annotation, biological process: mRNA export from nucleus. Lineage: Eukaryota; Metazoa; Arthropoda; Arachnida; Ixodida; Ixodidae. The record is from RefSeq and is a predicted model, not a curated record. Gene Ontology annotation, molecular function: protein binding. Gene Ontology annotation, cellular component: THO complex part of transcription export complex.